Molecule: messenger RNA, 432 nt
Organism: Trypanosoma cruzi
Lineage: Eukaryota; Euglenozoa; Kinetoplastea; Trypanosomatida; Trypanosomatidae
Exons: 1
Coding region: 1-432 (143 amino acids)
Source: RefSeq, a predicted model, not a curated record
AUGUCAUCUUCUAAGACCGUUACCAGGGGGAGGUUCCUGGCGCCAUUUUGUAAGGUAGCCUGCAAGAUUGAGAAGCGCUCAGCGAGAAAACUUAACGCGGUUGAUGCCUGCAUUGCCAAGACGAUUGCGGAACACAACGCCAGUGGAACAGAUGCCGCAGUAAGCAGUACAAAGCGUUAUAUCUACGAACAGAAACAACUUUUUCACUAUCGUGUUGUGCGGUUCUUUGAUGAGUGCCGUUAUCUUGCCUCAGGGGAAUAUUUCCGCACGUACAGCUUCAAGGACUUUGUGUGGGACAUUCGAUUUUUCACCAAAUUUCUACUGCUGUUUAUUCUUGGAACGCUUUUUGGCCGGCAGAGCAUCUUCCCACCUAUCGACCCUGACUCUCCGCUUGCGCUCGCACUGGAGUCAAAGGUGAACCCGAACUACUAG